Molecule: messenger RNA, 535 nt
Organism: Armigeres subalbatus
Lineage: Eukaryota; Metazoa; Arthropoda; Insecta; Diptera; Culicidae
Exons: 2
Coding region: 15-485 (156 amino acids)
Source: RefSeq, a predicted model, not a curated record
CUUCUACUAACAAAAUGAAAAACUUGCUGAUCAUUGGUUUUGGCCUGUGCCUUUUGGGGAUCACUCUGGCCAAUCCACAAUUGCUCACGAACAUUGGCAACACUGCAUCCAGUUUGCUCGACAAUCUGCUAUCCGCUUCAAGCAACGCUGUCUCUUCUGCUAACGAUGCUUUGACUACGGCUCUGAGUGAAGCUCAAACGGCUGUUAAUAGUGCCCAAUCGACUGUGUCCGGCAUAGCUGGAAACGCUUUUCUUUCAAUCGGUGCCGUCAUGAACGCCAAUCUCAACUCGGCCGUCACCCAAUUGUCGGCCGGCAUCGACAACGUAAACACCAUUGUCAACCAAAUCGUCGCAGCUGGAUCUUCAGUAUCGAGUACUCUGGUUACCGAGCUGAACGAUGCCGUCAGUAGUCUGACCACUCUCACUGCAACUGUCGUGUCGCAAAGCAACUCGCUGUUAAGCUCCCUUGGUGUUAUUACGGGAUAACUUAUAAGGAUUUGGCUGCAUCUAAAUAAACUCAAUAUGACAUACUAAAG